This is a messenger RNA of Patiria miniata (bat star), 1880 nucleotides long. Its product is annotated as monocarboxylate transporter 13-like. Gene Ontology annotation, biological process: transmembrane transport. The coding region runs from base 7 to 1404 and encodes 465 amino acids. NCBI's taxonomy places the organism in Eukaryota, Metazoa, Echinodermata, Asteroidea, Valvatida, Asterinidae. The transcript is spliced from 4 exons. The record is from RefSeq and is a predicted model, not a curated record. Gene Ontology annotation, molecular function: monocarboxylic acid transmembrane transporter activity.
GCCGGGAUGCAUAGUCUAACCGCAAACAAGCCUAUGACAAUGAAACGUUUUGAACGGGAACUGUUUGUUAGAGUGGCAUCUAGCCAAACUUUGAGUUCCAAUCACCUACCGGACGUCAUGGCACAGACUCAGAUGUACCGAGAAGGAGGGUGGGGUUGGUUUGUCGUACUGUCUGCCUUUUUGGCGGAGGUCAUCAUCUACGGUAGCCUGAAGGGCUUAGGUGUUCUCAUCAUUGCUAUGAAGGACGAUUUCCAAACAGAUUUGUGGGUGAUCGGCUCCAUCGAUUCACUGCACUUUGCUGUACAGUUUGUAUUGACACCUGUGGCAUCGUCCGUGGCGCGGAAAGUUGGCAGCCGGGUCGUCAUUAUCUUCGGCGGCCUCCUGUACGGAAUUGGCUUGCUGAUCUCCAUGACAACUUCCAACGUGGGUGGUUUAGCAAUAUCCAUCAUACUCAUUUCUGGUUCAGGUUCAGCAUGUAUUCUAUCGCCGACACGUGCAGAACUCGCCUUCUACUUCCACGAGAGGUUUGCCCUCGCUAGUUUUGUCGCUUUGUGUGGAGCUCCAGUCGGCAUGAUACUGUACGGACCAGCCACCCAGGUCUUGCUGGAAACGUACGGCUGGCGAGGAACCAUGCUCCUAAUGAGUGACGUGGGGUUCCAUCUUAUUUUGGCUGGUAUGCUGGUGAGAAGACCGAAAGGAGUCUAUGCAGCAAUUCCAGGCACAUCUGAAGAAACCGGUCCAGAUGCACGACCAUCGGAAGGAACUGACAACCGUUUCGGUCAGUGGCUUGCGACGUCACUUGGUCUUGACAUCCUGAUCAAUUGUAGAUUCAUUCUGUUGGCUUGUUUGCGGAUGCUUUACAACGUCAGCUACGGUGGAGUAAUGGUUUAUCUGGUACCUAACGGCCAGGCACUUGGACUUGGUACGAGCCAGGCUUCGUUCCUUACAACAGCCUUCGGUGCGGGGAGCUUAGCUGGGCUGUCUAUAGGUACCCUGAUGUUGCAUACCAAGGCGUUAUCGCUUCAUGUCACAGCAGCUAUAGCUGGCUGCGUGACGGCGAUGUCACUUGCCCAAGCUGCCUUCAUCCAACUAUUCGUGCUUCAGAUGGUGAAUUCAUUUGCGAUUGGAUUCGGUUUGCAUAUUGUGGUCGAAGUUGUUUCGGUCAUGGAGCGGUUCCUUCCCUUCCCAGAUGAGAGGUACGUCAUAGUCCUGGGCUGGAUGAGCUUCCUUUCUGGAGUUUCGACCUCCAUUGGAGACGUCACAUCAGGUUGGCUUCAUCACGUGACUGGCAGUUUCCAUGGCACCUUCUUCCUAUACAGUUCGGCCAUGCUCGCCUGCAUGCUGUUACUUCUAGUGGACUAUCUCCGUCUUCGCAUGGCUAGAAGCCCUAACGGAAGCCGAUAGUCUGGUAAACCAUCGGUGCUGAUAAAAUGAAGCAUCCGGAUUUGUAAGCUACUCGGGGACUGUGUGUAUUUUAAAGGCACAAUAGGAUAAUAACAGCACCACUCAAAACCCAAACUAGGCUCAAAACCUAACCUGUUGACGUUUCAACUCGGGAUAUUUGACUUCUGGAGAAAACAGUGAACAACCUUUUUUGUUCGCCAAAGGCAAUUUUGUCCACGGCACUGUUUCAAUCCAUUGGGUAUUUCGACAGUGCCCAAAAAUAUUUUGGUUCAAAACCUCGUUGUUGUAAAAGUUACAAUAUGAAUUUGGUGUAGGUGUACACAUGUCAAUGAACGCACUGUAAUUAUGUUUCAUUUAGGUAAUGAUGCUUAUGCAGUAGAUUACUAAUGUCGUUAGAGUCCUGCAGGGAUAAGUGGGGGAAAAAAAGGUCACCCCAAAAUAUUCUGCCAAAGAAAACUGUUCUCUUCAAUUUUUCG